Messenger RNA from Camellia sinensis, 405 nucleotides. RefSeq lists its product as uncharacterized. Lineage: Eukaryota; Viridiplantae; Streptophyta; Magnoliopsida; Ericales; Theaceae. Gene Ontology annotation, biological process: DNA integration. Gene Ontology annotation, molecular function: nucleic acid binding. The record is from RefSeq and is a predicted model, not a curated record.
AUGGAAGAAGAUGCUAAAAAAUUUGUAAGGAGAUGCCAAUCCUGCCAGAAGUUUGGGAACUUGAUACAUGCAUCGGCAGUUGAGCUGCAUAACAUCAAGACCCUUUACCUGUUCCAUACUUGGGCAUUUGACAAUGCAGCAAUCGGAAGGCCACAGAUUGCAGUAACUGACGUUAGUACCAAGUGGGUGGAGGCUAUACCGAUGAGGAAGGCAGACGGGGCAGGAGUAGCCAACUUUAUCAGAGAAAGCAUAAUCUGUAGGUUUGGCAUACCAAAAGUAAUGCUGUCCGACAAUGGAACUCCCUUUGUAAAUCGUCAUGUGAGAAGACUGCUGAACGCCUACCAGAUCAAGCACCACAAGUCUCUAGUCCAUACUACCCCCAAGGGAAUGGACAAGCUGAGGUGA